Molecule: messenger RNA, 1905 nt
Organism: Alternaria atra
Lineage: Eukaryota; Fungi; Ascomycota; Dothideomycetes; Pleosporales; Pleosporaceae
Exons: 2
Coding region: 1-1905 (634 amino acids)
Source: RefSeq, a predicted model, not a curated record
AUGGCUCCAGCAGUCCGUCGACCUGUCCGCGUUGGCGGUGCAUCGGGCGGCUUCUCAGACCGCGUCCGAGCAAUUUCAUCUCUAGCAAAGGAUGAUGUCGAUGUCAUAGUAGGAGACUGGCUCUCCGAGAUGACAAUGACCAUGCACGGCACCGGGAAGCUCAGGAAUAAAGAGCAGAUGCUUCAAGCGCGUUCCUUUGAGGAGAAGCUCAACUACGCCAUGUUUGCCGAAAACUUCAUGGAUUGCUUCACUCCCGCGAUCAAGGACAUAGCUACCCGUGGCAUCAAAGUAUGCGUUAAUGCUGGCGCAUCAGAUACGGAGCUGCUGGCACAACUUGUGGAUAAGACCUGCAAGGAAGCUGGGUACCCGUUGAACGUUGCUUGGAUCGAAGGCGAUGACGUUACGGGCACCGUCAAGAGCAUGUUGGACAAAGGCGAGGGAUUCAAGAGCUUAAUGCACAACAAGUCAGUGGCUGAAUGGGGACUGGAGCCUGUUUGCGCUCAGUGUUACCUUGGUGGCUUGGGGAUUGCGAGAGCACUGACUGAGGGUGCCGACAUUGUCAUCGCUGGUCGUGUCUCAGAUGCUUCACCUAUUAUUGGCGCUGCCGCAUGGUGGCAUGAGUGGACAAGUGACCAAUUCAACGAGUUGGCUGGCUCUCUAGUAAUUGGUCAUCUCCUCGAGUGCGCCGCGUAUGUAUCCGGAGGCUACUGCUCAGACUUUCGUAGUCUCCUAGCUCAGGGUAAACACAUCAACAUGGGCUUCCCCAUUUGCGCUAUCGACAACAAAGGUGAAGGUAUAAUGUAUAAAGAGAAAAACACCGGCGGCUGUAUGACUGUCAGCUCGGUCACAUCUCAGCUUCUGUAUGAGAUCCAAGGCCCAUUAUACUACAACUGCGACGUCACCGCAGACUUGACAGACAUCAAGAUCGAACAGGUUGGUGAAGACCAAGUCAAAGUCUCUGGCGUCAAAGGCCUCCCACCACCCCCAACAACGAAAGUUGGCAUUACAGGGUUCGCCGGCUGGCAAGCAGAAUACCACAUCUACCUCGUGGGUCUGCACAUUGAAGAGAAGUGCCAAUGGAUUGAAGAGCAAAUCCGCUACGAACUCGGUCCCGAGCUCAUCAAAAAGUUUGACGUCCUCAAAUUCAUGCAGAACGGAUCCUCGGUCAUCGAUUGUCGCAACCAAGACGUCGCAACCGUCGACUUCCGCGUCUUCGCCCAAUCCAGGGAUAGAGAGCUACUCAACAUGCGUAACCCCAAAGGUUUCUUCCGCAUUUCCAUGGUAAACUUUCUCAUGUCUUGUCCCGGUGCCUCACUAGGCAACGACGUCCGCCAAGCAGAAGGGAAACCAUACUACGAGUACCAUCCCUCGCUGCUUCCCCAAUCCGCUGUAAAACAACGCGUACAUUGUAUUUGGGACGGUGAAACAUCAUAUGGCUUUGAAGACGGCAAGAAAAUAAUCGACAUGCCCCUCGCCCCUUCGUUCCGCGAAUAUCCCCGCCAACAACCCUCCUACGAAACCACUUCUCCUAUUCCCCUCGCCCACUUCGGUCCCACGGUUCGCCUUCCCCUCGGUUCCAUAGUGCUUGGUCGCUCUGGCGAUAAGUGCUCAGAUGCCAAUGUAGGUUUCUUCGUGCGCCAUGCUGAUGAAUGGGAGUGGUUACGCAGUUUCCUUACUAUCGAUAAAGUGAAGGAGUUGCUGGGGACGGAAGAGUAUAAAGGGAAGCCCAUUGAUCGGUUCGAGAUGAAGAAUGUUAGGGCGGUGCACUUUUUGUUACAUGAUCAUUUGGAUCGGGGCUAUGAUGCCUGUAGUACUUAUGAUACACUGGGCAAGAAUGUCUGUGAGUAUAUGAGGGCGAGGAGUGUAGACUUACCAGUAAGGUUUGUGGAAAGGGGGGUUUUGUAG